CGAGGUCUGGAUUCAUCCCCUCCAUCACAGCUCCCCCGGACUUGGAUUCACGAUUGCUCACCUCUGCGGAUGGCUUCUCGAACAAGCGCAUCGUCACGCAUUGAUUUCAAGGCCAUCGCUCACUAACUGACAUUCCCUCUUCCUCCCGUCUCCUGCCGCCUCUCCACUUUCGUCUUCUUUCUUCAAACGCCAAACGCUGCAAUUCUCUCUGUUUAGCUCGACAGCUUAGCUCGACAGCUUUACCCCUCCUUGCCUCCAACCUCCUCCACGCAGAUCCAUCUCCGCCCAGGAAGCUUGAGCUGUGACAGCACUUGGCACCGGCCGUGUCAAUCGGCCAGGACACAGCCCUCUUGCGAGCAAACGCCCGCUCUCGGUACUCUUGACAGUUAGCAACGUCUGUGACUUGGUUAUCGCUUCGGCUUGGACGUGACUUGGCAUCAGCUCUGGUAUCAGCUCUGGCAUCAGCACUGGCAUCAUCGUCUGCGCCAACCGUCGCCAGCCAUGGACCGUCUCCUGCACAAGCUGGAGGACAAGGUUGACCGCCUCCUUGGCCACGAGCACAAGGAUCACUCGCACACCACUGCUGAGGGCUGCGACGAUGAGCACCCUGAUGAGCACCGCGGAAACCGCUACCAUUCGUUUGCUCCCCAGACCAGCGGCGUUCCGAAAUGGUACGUCGAUGGCGCAAGCUAUUUCUGGGCGGUUUCCGAGGCUCUCGAACAGGCCCGAGAGACCAUCUACAUUCUGGACUGGUGGCUGAGCCCCGAGCUGUACCUGCGCCGCCCACCCGCUCGUAACGAGCAAUACCGCCUUGACCGUAUGCUGCAGGCCGCCGCGGAGCGCGGAGUGCAGAUCAGGAUCAUCGUGUACAAGGAGGUCCCCCAGGCUUUGACAUUGAACUCUAGGCACACCAAGCACGCCCUGGAGGCGCUGCAUCCCAAUAUCAGAGUCUUCAGGCACCCCGACCACGUCCCCAGUGCAAACGAUGUGAAAGGGGACCUCCUCGAGGGAUUCCAGAAUAUGUCACUGGGUACCUUCCGCCUUUCGACCCUGCCCAAGGAUACGCUUGCCGCCCUUUAUGGCACCGCCGAUGACGUCGUACUCUUCUGGGCCCAUCAUGAGAAACUCCUGGUGGUUGACUCUCACCUUGCCUUCAUGGGCGGACUCGACAUGUGCUUUGGAAGAUACGACACAAAUAGCCACCCCAUCGCCGACACUCAUCCCGGAGACCUCAACGCAAUCGUCUUCCCCGGCCAAGAUUACAACAAUGCGAGAGUCUACGAUUUUGAGAGCGUUGACAAGUGGGAGAACAACAAGCUCGAUCGGACCGUAAGCUCCCGCAUGGGCUGGUCCGACAUCUCCAUCAGUCUCAGCGGGAACAUCGUCAACAGCCUGAUUCUCCACUUCAAGGAUCGAUGGAACUACAUCUGGGAGCAGAAAUACCGAGUCAGGACCGACGUGCACUACGAGGCUAUUGGCGAGGUUGCAUCUCACGCUCCCCCCGUACCCGGACUGUUGCAGAAUGGAGAAGACUUCUUUGGUGGCCUGCAGCGACAUUUCCACCACCACCUCAGGCAGUUCUCAACCGAGGAAGGCUCAGGAGGGCAGUCCAGGAGCCUGGAGCACACGGGCGGAGGUGAAGCCCAUAUCCAGCUGACUCGAAGCGCCUGCCCGUGGUCUUCGGGCAAGCCAACUGAGCAUUCCAUCGCCAAUGCUUACAUCGAAGCCAUCACUAAUGCCCAGCAUUUCGUGUAUAUCGAGAACCAGUUCUUCAUCACUGCCACGAGCGAUGAGCAGGAGCCGGUCCACAACAAGCUCGGCGAGGCCAUCGUCAACCGCAUCGUGCGUGCGCACCAGAACAACGAGUCGUUCCACAUCUUUGUGCUCAUGCCUGCAGUUCCCGCCUUCGCUGGCGAUCUCAAGUCGGAUGGAGCACUUGGAACGCGAGCUAUCAUGUCAUACCAGUACAAUUCGAUUUCCCGCGGGGGUCAUAGUAUCCUUGAAUCCGCGCGCAACCAAGGCGUCGACGACCCGCAUCGCUACAUCAACUUCUACAAUCUGCGCAAUUUUGAUCGUAUCAACACGAGCACCGCCAUGCAGAGAGCCGAGGAGCAGAGUGGCGUGCCCUACGAGUCGGCCCGUCGCGAGUUCGACGACGCCGUGGAAAGCGGCUACGACGGCUACGGCCGCGAGGCCACCGAGGGCCGCUAUGGAGACCAAUACCGCCGCUACCAGGAAGCGGCUGGGCGCACCAAUGACAGCAGUUGGGACACGGUCAGCGCGUGCUACAUGGAUUCAGGUCCCGACCUGCACAGCAUCCCCUGGUCUGGCAGCCCAGAGUCGGAGCUUGACGCCUUUGUGUCCGAGGAGUUGUACAUUCACUCAAAGGUGCUCAUCGCCGACGACCGCCUGGUCAUCUGCGGCUCCGCCAACCUCAACGACCGCUCGCAGUUGGGCGACCACGAUUCCGAGAUAGCCGUGGUCAUCGAGGACCCGUCGCCCGUGCAGUCGCGCAUGGCCGAGCAGGACUUCACCGCCUCGCGCUUCGCGACCUCGCUCCGCCGCCAGCUGUUCCGGAAGCACCUGGGCCUACUCCCCGACCAGCCCUGCGACCGGCCCGACGCCAACUGGACGCCCGUCACGCGCGACCACAACCAAUACGACUGGGGCUCGCCCGCAGACGUGCUGGUCGAGGACCCCCUGAGCGUCCGCUUCCUCGAGCUCUGGCGCUCGACGGCGCGCACCAACACCGAGGUGCUCAGCAAGGCCUUCCACAACGUGCCCAACAACGCGGUCCGGACGUGGGACGACUACGACAGCUUCUUCUCACGCCACUUCAUCAUCCCGGGGGCCGAGAAGAAGGAGGAAGAUGACGACGACGAGGAGCGCCGGCGCCGCGAGGAGGAGGACGCCAACAAGGUCCAGUACGGCCACGUCGUGCGCGAGGAGUUCCCGGGCGGCGUCUCGGAGCUCAAGGACUGGCUGUCCCGCGUGCGCGGCAGCCUGGUCGAGAUGCCGCUGCAGUUCCUCGUCGACGUGCACGACCUCGCCAAGGAGGGGCUCUCGCUCAAUGCCUUUACCGACGACCUUUACACGUAAAGAAGGGGGGGGGGG
Gaeumannomyces tritici R3-111a-1 is the source of this 3114-nucleotide messenger RNA. RefSeq names its product phospholipase D active site-containing protein. Bases 502 to 3099 code for a protein of 865 amino acids. The transcript has 10 exons. Lineage: Eukaryota; Fungi; Ascomycota; Sordariomycetes; Magnaporthales; Magnaporthaceae. The record is from RefSeq and is a predicted model, not a curated record. Gene Ontology annotation, molecular function: D-type glycerophospholipase activity. Gene Ontology annotation, biological process: cell motility; phosphatidic acid biosynthetic process; intracellular signal transduction.